AUGGUCACAGAAUUCGACGAUGUGCUUACGAACCAACCUGUGGUGAUUGAUAAUGGCACAGGUACCAUCAAGGCAGGUUUUGCUGGCCAAGACACGCCGAAAUGUUUCUUCCCUUCAUGUGUCGGACGGCCCAAGCAUGUACGCGCGAUGGCAGGGGCCGUUGAAGGCGAUCAGUUUAUUGGACGCAAAGCUCAGGAAUAUCGAGGGCUCUUGCGUAUGCGAUACCCCAUGGAGCAUGGUAUGGUCACAGACUGGGCCGACAUGGAGCGGAUAUGGAGCCAUAUUUAUGCGGAAGAACUAAAAAUUCUCCCAGAAGAGCACCCAGUCCUUCUCACAGAAGCCCCAUUGAACCCACGCGCGCACAGAGAACAGGCCGCUCAGAUUUUCUUUGAGACAUUCAAUGUGCCUGCAAUGUACGUCAGCAUGCAAGCGAUUCUCAGCUUGUAUUCGUCAGGACGUACGACCGGUGUCGUACUUGACUCCGGGGAUGGCGUCACGCAUGCGGUGCCCGUCUACGAAGGGUUUGCCAUGCCUCAUGCGAUUCGGCGGGUUGACGUGGCUGGUCGCGAUGUCACAGAGCAUUUGCAGAUGCUCUUACGUCGUUCUGGCUACCAUCUACACACAUCUGCUGAAAAAGAGAUUGUUCGGGCCAUCAAAGAAACGUGCUGCCAACUGUCUCUCCAUGGCUCAAAGCACGAGCAACAAGUGCAGGACAGUAAGAAAACUGUCGAGUUCACGUUACCGGAUGGCAAUAUUGUUCGAUUGGGCCAGGAACGAUACCGCGCGCCAGAAGCAUUAUUCCAGCCAGAGCUCAUCGGCCAGGAAGACGUAGGGGCUCAUCAGGUCCUUAUGGAUGCUAUCGGACGGGCCGACUUGGACUUGCGGCGACAACUCUACAGUAAUAUUGUGCUCAGCGGUGGUACAACGCUUACAAAAGGAUAUGGAGAGCGCAUGCUUUAUGAAGUGAAACGGCUCGCGCCGCAAGAUAUGAAAAUCAAGAUCUCUGCCCCCCCAGAACGCAAAUACUCGACCUGGAUUGGUGGCAGUAUAUUUGCGGGUCUCAGUACCUUCCGCAAGGUAUGGAUUUCCGCAGAGGCAUACCAAGAGGACCCAGGUAUUAUUCACCGAGCUUUGUAA
Messenger RNA from Malassezia pachydermatis, 1137 nucleotides. Its product is annotated as actin-like protein. The coding region runs from base 1 to 1137 and encodes 378 amino acids. The record is from RefSeq and is a predicted model, not a curated record. Lineage: Eukaryota; Fungi; Basidiomycota; Malasseziomycetes; Malasseziales; Malasseziaceae. The transcript has 4 exons.